AUGCGUAUUGGGGAGCUAGUCAGCCCCUCGAAGGCGGGUAGGGGUGGGUUGCAGCGCUGCGAUGUGGCCCCGACGGAGUGUGCAGUGUCGAUUUGUAUUCGGCGAUCCAAGACCGACCAGCUCGGCAAGGAGUUGCAUGUGGAGUUGUCCCGUGGGGCAUACUCAUCUUUGUGCCUGAUUCGGGCGUUAGGUGAGUUUUUGGGGGUGCGUCCGGAUGGGGACGGCCCCUUGUUCAUUCAUCUGGAUGGCUUGGGUGCCAAUGCGGCGGAGUACUCGGCCCAUCCGUUCCGCAUCGGUACUGCCACUGAGGCGGCGCGGUGGGGUUUAGAUGAGAGCACGGUGCUCCCCCUGGAAGACGUAGAAGGCGUAGACACAAUUUGUUAUGGGGCGGUGUUUCCUUUGUUUACAGGUUCCCACAGACCUUCCCAAACACCUGAUAUCCCAGCAUUUUACUCAAUACCAGCUGGAGGAGUUGGGCAGAUAUCCCCUUCAAUGGGUUGGCAAAGUCAGCCUGUCUAUCCCCUCUCUUCUUGUGGAUUUAGACAGCCCUAUUCCUCAUCGCUCUCUACAAGUGCUUCAUAUUCAAGGUUUACCCAUCCUCUGAUGCUUGGUUCAGGUGUGCACACAACAGGAAUCCCUCACCCAGCCAUAGUGCCUCACUCAGGGAAUAAAGAAAUUGACUGCUAUGACAGGAACAUAUAUGGGAAGCACCAUUCAGAACCCAAAAGAGAGAAGGAGCCUAAAAAGCCCACAAUUAAGAAGCCCUUGAAUGCAUUUAUGUUGUACAUGAAAGAGAUGCGAGCAAAAGUGAUUGCUGAAUGCACGUUGAAAGAUGGCGGGGACAGUGUCCUCCGCCUCCCUGGUGGGACCCUCCGCAUCUGCUGCACCCACCUGCUGGACCUGCUACAGAGGCAGCUUCACAUGCAGCUCUACCCAGGCUGGUCUGCCCGAGACAAUUAUGUGAGUGCAUUGGGAAAAAAGAAGAGAAGAACAAGAGAAAAACCUCAAGAUUCCAGCUCAGACCCUGGCUCCCCUAAGAAAUGCAGAGCUCGCUUUGGCCUCAACCAACAAACGGACUGGUGCGGCCCAUGCAGGAGGAAAAAGAAGUGCAUUCGGUACCUACAAGGAGAGGGACGAUGCAGCAGCCCAAUUUCUUCCGAUGGAAGUGCUAUAGACUCUCCUUCAUCUCCAGUGAAUUCACUCCAAAGCAUAGAAAUUUCAGCUUGUUCUUCUUGCACGCUUACAUACCCUGAUGAUUCUGCUCAAAGUGAGAAAAACUUCCCUCCUCCCGCUUCUGACAAAGCCGAAUUCCCCAGACCUAAAGCUCUGGUCUCAUUACUUCCUUCAGAAGAGUCCACAGCUAUCAAAGCAACGUAGCAUUUUAUAACCCUCAACCUUUGUUAUUGCUGCAUUGAACACUUUUUAAAAAUAUGUUUUAAGAUUGUG
Nanorana parkeri is the source of this 1446-nucleotide messenger RNA. It is a transcript of the gene TCF7, whose product is annotated as transcription factor 7 (T-cell specific, HMG-box). Gene Ontology annotation, biological process: DNA integration; DNA recombination; canonical Wnt signaling pathway. Gene Ontology annotation, molecular function: DNA-binding transcription factor activity, RNA polymerase II-specific; RNA polymerase II cis-regulatory region sequence-specific DNA binding. Lineage: Eukaryota; Metazoa; Chordata; Amphibia; Anura; Dicroglossidae. Bases 1 to 1377 code for a protein of 458 amino acids. The record is from RefSeq and is a predicted model, not a curated record. The transcript is spliced from 12 exons. Gene Ontology annotation, cellular component: beta-catenin-TCF complex.